Messenger RNA from Eremomyces bilateralis CBS 781.70, 1859 nucleotides. Its product is annotated as A/B/D/E cyclin. Gene Ontology annotation, cellular component: cytoplasm; nucleus; cyclin-dependent protein kinase holoenzyme complex. The record is from RefSeq and is a predicted model, not a curated record. Gene Ontology annotation, biological process: G2/M transition of mitotic cell cycle; regulation of cyclin-dependent protein serine/threonine kinase activity. The coding region runs from base 84 to 1595 and encodes 503 amino acids. The transcript is spliced from 3 exons. Lineage: Eukaryota; Fungi; Ascomycota; Dothideomycetes; Eremomycetales; Eremomycetaceae. Gene Ontology annotation, molecular function: cyclin-dependent protein serine/threonine kinase regulator activity.
UAUCGUGCAUAAACCGCGAUAUACACGGUUCCAAUUCCUCCGUGUCCACUCCUCUAGCAUUCUAGAGGCUUGACGAACUCAUCAUGCCUCCUGCUGGUCGAGCUGUUCGAUCACGGGCUCAGGGCAUUGAAAACGACGAGAAUGCCGGCACUACACGUUUGACGCGUGCCAAGGCCGCCGCUCUGAACCACGAAAGUGCUGCAUCCGAUCUAGUCAAGAAGCCUCUCACCCGAACCAAGUCGACCACCACUUCCACCACCGCGGGUCAGUCCCGGAAACGUGCAGCCCUCGGAGAUGUCAGCAAUGUCGUGAAGCAAGGCACGGUCACGGAGAAGAAUGGUAAAGCUGGGGCCAAGCCGGGUCUCGUCAAAGCCGCCGCACCUACCAAGGUUCAGAAGGUUUCUCGUUCCCAGUCGACGCGAAACGUUCUUGGGAACAAGGACAAGAAUGCCUCGGACUUGAAGCGACCGGCGAGUGGGUCGGGGGUUCACGGCCCUGCCUCGAAGAAGCGAAACACGAACUCCACUUCGAAGUCCAUUGAGGAAGAGGAGAGCGUUGAGACCCAGGAGAAUGUUGCACCAGCGGAAAACACCAACGUCUAUAUGGAAGUCAAGACGAAGCAUGAGGCGGUUGCUCCGAAGGAGGAGGCUCAGUUCCAACCUCGAUCCACCACUCCCAAGCUGAUUAACCCGGAAGUCGUCGACCUCGAUCUCGAGGACAUUGAAGAUCCUCUGAUGGUUGCCGAAUACGUCAAUGAGAUCUUUGAUUACCUGCUCGAUAUCGAGGGCAGGACUAUGGCCAGCGAGGACUACAUGGACCUCCAAACGGAACUCGAAUGGAAGAUGCGUGGCAUUCUCGUUGACUGGCUGCUGGAGGUUCAUGGUCGCUUCCGUCUCCUUCCUGAAACCCUCUUCCUAGCUGUGAACAUCAUCGACCGUUUCCUCUCCUGCAAGAUCGUCCAGCUCGACCGCCUCCAACUCGUCGGCGUCACCGCCAUGUUCAUCGCCUCCAAGUACGAAGAGGUCCUAUCACCUCACGUCCAAAAUUUCCGCCACGUCGCCGAUGACGGAUUCACCGAGGAGGAGAUCCUCAGUGCGGAGCGUUUCGUCCUAGCUGCCCUCAACUACGACCUCAGCUAUCCCAACCCGAUGAACUUCCUGCGUCGCAUCUCCAAGGCCGAUGCCUACGACAUCCAGACCCGUACCCUCGGCAAGUACUUGCUCGAGAUCAGCUGCUUGGACCACCACUUCAUCGGCCACCCGCCCAGCCAGGUCGCCGCCGCAGCGAUGUAUUUCGCUCGUCUGGUCCUGGAGAAGGGCGAGUGGGACCCCACCCUCGCCCACUACUCCGGCUACACCGAGGAAGAACUGUGGCCGUGCUUCCAGCUCAUGGUCGACUAUCUGCAUGGUCCGGUCCUUCAUGAAGCGUUCUUCAAGAAGUACGCCAGCAAGAAGUUCUUGAAAGCUUCUAUCGUCCUUCGCCAAUGGACCAAGAAGUAUUAUCACGACUACUUUGGCAUGGAGGCUCCCUCAACGUACGAGUCAUCAUCGGCGUUGAGGGCCGCUCCUAGGAAGCAUAGCUCCCUGAGCUCAUAACCACGCACACCUCACCGAGUGUCCUAUCGAAAGCGUCGACCCCGCGGUUCCGACUCUUUAAUUGGGCGGCUGUACAUCAUCGCUCAGCUCUCGAGAUUUGCUUUUCCUCAGCGCAGCACAAUCAUCGUUUCCCCGAGCUUCCCUGUUUAGCGAUGCGUCCUCCCUUCCUCCCACUCGCACUAAUUCUUCUCUUCUCACGACUGAAUGAUGGAUGGGUCCUCACCUUCCGAGCAACAUCACACAUUGGUUGCUUCCUUGAUCAUC